This is a messenger RNA of Poeciliopsis prolifica (blackstripe livebearer), 1569 nucleotides long. RefSeq lists its product as uncharacterized. Lineage: Eukaryota; Metazoa; Chordata; Actinopteri; Cyprinodontiformes; Poeciliidae. The record is from RefSeq and is a predicted model, not a curated record. The transcript is spliced from 11 exons. Bases 27 to 1304 code for a protein of 425 amino acids.
CUUCAUGUUGAGCUCCAACAUUCACGAUGCUGCGCUUGGUGCUGCUGCUGCUGCUCGGCGGCACACACGCCACUCACUUUUUGGGCACAAUGAUGACCUACUACCCAAAGCAAAUUAAUACAGAUGGAACCGUAAUGGUGAGUUUUCGCUACAAGCUGGGCUUCACCUCCUGCAUCCACUCUGACAUGUGGUACUGCUCUCCUUACUGUGGGAGCCUGAAUCCCACACUGCAGCAGAUCGACCUGGAGCCCAGCGGAGAAUGGUGUCAGCGAGAAGGAACGAUGACGACUGUUAUUAAUCCAAGCUUUGUAACCCAGCUUGAGUUUGCGGGUGGGAACUGGAUAUGGGAAAUCCGAAAUAACGUUGUAUCUUGGAGAGCUUUGACUUUUGUGGAACCGGGAAAACGAUCGGAUACCAGGAAGCCAAACGUUUCCCCUCAGAGCACCAUCAUUCCAGCAGUGAGGGUUCCUUCAAACUGUCAAAGAGAUUUCAACUUGAUGGCGUUUGACCCUGACGGAGACAAAGUUGAAUGCAGAUUUGGAUCUGAUUCGUUGAAUGAAUGUUGGCCUUGUGCUCCCCCAUCCGUUCUCAACCUGUCAUCGACCUGCACGCUCUCCUUCAACAGAACCAACAGCACCGAUGAAGGAUCGUACGCAGUGCAGCUGGUACUGGAGGACUUCCCACAGCAAACAAUUACAUUGACUCGUGUUAACGGGGUUCAGGAAACCAAAACGACCAGUCAGGCAAUCAGCAAAAUACCACUCCAGUUUGUUUUACAUGUGGAUCCUGUUGUACCAUCCUGCACAGAAGGAUUGUUUCUUCCAAAGUUUCUUCCUCCAACUCCAGCAAACAGAGCCAAGUUGUCUACCAAAGUGAAUCAACCCCUGAAAAUCAGCAUCGCUGCCGAGGCUGCUAAUGCUACAAUCUCUGAGCUGCUGUUCAGCGGCCCGGCUAAUGCAUUUAAGAAUUCAUCAGGAUCUGGAAACUUCACUCUGACAUGGACGCCAUCGGUCAGCGAAGAAGGAGAGAGCCACCCCAUCUGUUUCAUUGUCCAGGCAAUGCUGAAUUCACAGAAAUAUCACUCUGAGCUUCGAUGCGUCAUUGUGCAAGUCGAGUUUGGGUUGGUGGCUCGAGUGAACAUGAAGGUUUUGACUUCACUGUCGCCGGGAGGAAGCGUCAACGAAGUCGUCCUGCAAAAGAUUAAAGAGGAGCUGGUGAGCCUGGGGUUGCCAUCCAACAGCUCUCUGCUGGUUCUGAAAAGCAGCAGUAGACCAGCCAAUGCAACAGCGACAUCUGGUGUUUAAUCAUGGAAAGUGCAACGUCUCCACGCAGGAGUUUUACUGCUGCAGCUUUUAUAUGAUUCAUUCUUGGUUUGAAUAUAUUUAACGAUUUAAUCCACAAUUUGUGCCUUAAGUUUUGAUCCAUUCAUUAAAUAUUUGUAUCUUAUUUUUUUAAGAUUCUUCUCAGGUUUGCAUAUAUUUUUCUGCUUCGAGUUUGAUGAAUCAAGCUAAAUAGUUUUAUUCAGACACUCUUUAAAUAAUUUCAAUAAAAUCCAACAUUUUGACUAUU